UUCCAUGCCAUCGCAUUCUUUUUUUUCCCUCUCCACUUCCAUAUUACUAUGCAACGCCACAUGUUUCCUUUGCCUCGGGAGUCCAAGUGCAGUGGCUGUGUUCGGAACUGGCUCAUGUCCGGUAAUUAUUGGGCGUCCGCUGGUCCAGCCCCUACCCUGGACGCCCGCCGCAUACUUCUUCGACACCACCACUUGCACGUCGGCGUCGCCGUCACAACUCAUAUCGUGGCUUGCCCGAAAACGUACAUUCGGGCGCUGCGACGUACGAAUGCGCUGUAGUAUAAACGUUGGACCUUUCCCAUCAUGCCACUUCAGCUGCC
Molecule: messenger RNA, 320 nt
Organism: Pseudovirgaria hyperparasitica
Lineage: Eukaryota; Fungi; Ascomycota; Dothideomycetes; Acrospermales; Acrospermaceae
Exons: 1
Coding region: 49-279 (76 amino acids)
Source: RefSeq, a predicted model, not a curated record